AUGACUGCAGUAUAUCUGAUAAAUAGAAUUCCCUCUAGAAUAUUAGGUGGAAAAUGUCCAUUUGAGCUGGUAUUCAACAAAGCCCCAUCACUGGAUCAUCUUAGAGUAUUUGGAUGCCUUUGCUAUGCCGCAAAUUUGAAGAAAAGGGACAAGUUUUCUGCCAGGGCUAUUCCUGCAGAAGAUAGUUUCCCAUUUAUGCAGCAGCCAGGUGAAUGCAAUUCAAGUUCAACUAUUCCAUCCACAGAUCAAGAUCACAAUACACAUAUUACUGGCCCUGAUGCUCUAUCUCCAACAACCAUUUUUCCAAUUGAUGAACCUUCAGUUGAUGUAAUGCCCACAUAUCCACCACCUCCAGAUAUACAAGAGGACAUGUCACUCAAUAGUCCCAUUGAUGUUGCUUCCCCUACAUCCCAUAGUAUGGAUUCUCAUAAAUCAUCUACUGUUGAUUCUAUUCUACACUCACCAGCACCAUUACCUCAACAUAAAGGCAAUUUUGAACCUCGCAGAAGCUCUCGAACUUCUAGACCUCCUAUCUGGAUGCAGGAUUAUGUAGGUAACCAAAAGAAUGCCUACCCUAUUUCCAACUCUGUCAGCUAUCUCCAUUUGAAGCCUCACUACUCCAAAUGUUUGGCUACUUACUCUUUUGAGACAGAAACAAAAACUUUUGCUGAAGCUGCUAAGGAUCCUAAGUGGGUUGAUGCCAUGCAAUAA
Nicotiana tabacum (common tobacco) is the source of this 711-nucleotide messenger RNA. RefSeq lists its product as uncharacterized. The record is from RefSeq and is a predicted model, not a curated record. Lineage: Eukaryota; Viridiplantae; Streptophyta; Magnoliopsida; Solanales; Solanaceae.